UGACAGGCCGUGCCGUGUUUGCUUUGCUUCAACACAUGAGGACGAAAGCUGAGCAACUGACAAAAAGUAAGAGUAAAAGGAACAUCUCUGAAAUUACAGCAAGUUACAACAAUUGUUUGUUUCGUAUGUCGGUCGAGGAUUGGAUGCUUCGGUUGCUGUCCGAGCAGCAGGUUUGUCUCGUCUAAAUGUGAGCUGCAACCGUAACUGCUUUCAACAUGUCAUCAGCUCAGAAACACCACCCGUCACACCUGCUUCUCACAGUCCUGCUGCUCGGUGGCUGGACAGCAGACGGAGCUCAGAAUGGGUCAGAGCCGGAGGCGGCGUCCUCCUCCAGCAGGCACAUCGUAGUGAAGGAGGGAUCCAGCACGCUGAUUGAGUGUAAUGUGACAGGGGGCCACAAUGACAUCAAGUGGUACAACUCUAAAGGACCUCUGCUCGACGAGAACACGGGUGGGAAGUGGCAGAUUCAGGAGAAUGGUGUCCUGAACAUCACUGCAGUCUCCUUUGAGGACCGGGGACGCUACACGUGUGUCGCCUCCACCGGUGCCGGCAGCACCAAGAACUACACCAUCACUCUGCGUGUGGCCCACACCGACAGCGGCCUGGGCCUGUACUUCGUCAUCGUCUGCCUGGUGGCCUUCACCAUCACCAUGAUCCUCAACGUGUCGCGGCUCUGCAUGGUCAGCAGCCACCUCAAGAAGACGGAGAGAGCCAUCAACGAGUUCUUCCACACCGAGGGCGCGGAGAAGCUGCAGAGGGCCUUUGAGGUCGCCAAGCGGAUUCCCAUCGUCACGUCGGCCAAGACGCUGGAGCUCGCCAAGGUCACGCAGUUCAAGACCAUGGAGUUCGCCCGCCACAUGGAGGAGCUGGCGCGGAGCAUUCCUCUGCCGCCGCUCAUCCUGAACUGCCGCACAUUCGGGGAGGAGGUGGCAGAAACGGAGCCCCCGAGGCCUUCAGAGCAGGUCAGCGUGUCGAUGUCUGGGAACAGACAAGCGAUAGGCCCGCCCUCCUCCGACAAAAAUGGAGAGGAGGAAGAGGAAGUGUGUCAGGCACUGCUAGAAAGUGAAAGACAAGGGAACGCUGGCGGCCUUGACACCAAAGCAUCAGUACACACGGCUUCCGAGAAGGUCGCCAGUGAGGAUAAAGAGGCUGAGAUGUGCCUCCAUGUGCUCGCACCAGGCUCACGAACAAGCGUGACCUAUGAGAGCAACAUAUAGCCUCCCUCACCCCGAAUCCCAUCAGAAGAAACACAUUUUCUUCUGAGCCCACCUGUCCUGGGCCGUUUCAAAUCUUGUUCUUUUAUUUGAGGAAGAAAAGAAACCAAAAUGAAAGCAAAAAAAAAAAAACAGCUUUAUUUCAAGGCGG
Messenger RNA from Chelmon rostratus (copperband butterflyfish), 1365 nucleotides. RefSeq names its product microfibrillar-associated protein 3-like. The coding region runs from base 216 to 1217 and encodes 333 amino acids. Lineage: Eukaryota; Metazoa; Chordata; Actinopteri; Chaetodontiformes; Chaetodontidae. The transcript has 3 exons. The record is from RefSeq and is a predicted model, not a curated record.